UGACGCCAUAGAUGGGCGAAAAAAGGAAAUAAAGAAACGUACCGUGUCUUCUAAUUAAACUAUAAUUUUCUCCGGAUUUGAAAGUUUGUGGAAACUGUCGUGAUGAUGUAAGUACACAACUAAAAAAUAUAUAUAACAUACAUAUAGUGAUUUCUGCUAUUUUUAAAGCAGAAAAAUUACAUAUUGCGCCUUUAAAUCCUAAUAUCAAAUAUUUUUUGCUGUCAAUUUUCUCAGUAGACCAACUCCUGCAUAUCUUACAGACAUAACCUAUCUUUAAAAUGAAAAAGUAUAAUAUGAAAGGGUAAUCUUAAAGGGACAGUGAAAAGUAAAAAAUAUUAUCAUCAUUUUAGUCACCCUCAUGCUGUUCCAAAUCUGUAUGAAUUUCUGAAUUUCUUCUGCUGAACAUUAAGUUCUUUUCAAAAGAAGUUAUUUUGAAGAAUGUAACUAAACCAUUGACUUACUCAUUUUUGGGGGAACUAUCCCUUUAAUGAUACAAUAAUAAUAAAAAUAAUAAUAAUAGACCAUUUAAAUAUAACACAACUAUUUAAACAUGUUUCAGAUAGGGUCAUUUAAUCUAUAUGAAUGGUUUUACAUGCUUCCUUUCAGAGGGACAAACUGUAACUAUUUACAUUCGCCGAGCAAAAAUGUUAACGUGAAAUCAAGACAGCCUGCAUUUUUAUUUCUAUUUGAGAACUGUAUAAAAACACAUAGGCAACAUAUUCUAGACCCUUUAGAUUCAGUUGUUCACAAAUAUUACUAGUGGGAUUAAAUGGGUUACAUUUGUUCUAGGUCAAACAAAGUCAUACAAAGGAUUAGGUAUAAUUUUUAUUAUUAUUCCUCAGGAAAUGUAGUUAUUUUGGUGUAAUUGGGGAAUUCCCAAGCCGAUUGAUUCACCUUUUUGAUCAAAACAUAUUCAGAUAUUCGUUUUAAUGUGUGUGUGACAGCAUAAUAAAGUAAACAUUCCUCCCAGAUUUCCCUCACUAUUUCGCACAUUCGCUUCAGGGAAAGGAAGUUUUGAGGUCGUCCUUAAACUUUUAUCUCUGUAAUCUGCUCUUAACGUGUGUUUCGUGACACGCUGCCUCGUGCGGCACGCAUCGGGAAACGAGAGACAGCCGAUCUCGCUCUCUACGGAAAGAAUGUCGGAAAGGGCCGAUGAUGACGUCAGGGGGGAGCAGCAGCAACAGCAGCAGCGCAGAGCGGCCAGGCAGCUGAAGCAGCGGGGAGAAGCCUCCACAGCAAUGGCGACUGUAGCGGAGCGCAGAUCCCUGCCUAGUCCUGAAAUAAUGCUGGGACAGCCUUGGAGCAGCUGGGUCGAUGCUGUGAAACUCUACGGGAGCGACGGUACAGAAUUGGAAGAAAGUUUGAAAGAGUGCGGGAAAAAUCGCGAAGCCAUGAGACUCUGCAGAGACGACAUGCCCAUCUUUGGCCAGUGUCCUGCACAGGAUGACUUCUACCUGGUCAUGUGCAGCCACUGCAGUCAGGUAGUCAAACCCCAGGCCUUCCAAGCACACUACGAGAGAAGACACAGCUCCAGCAACAAGCCCCCAUCCAGCUUUGCAGCGUUCGCAAACUCUCGAAACAAGAGCAGCAAAUCAGCCAAAGAGAAGCCGCCUCACUGGAAGCCUCCCUUCCCCUAUAGGGUGCCGCAAGAAGAGAGUCCCAUCCCUGCAGCUAAAGGAGAGAAGGACCUUCUGAAGGUGGAACCCUCACCCAAACUUCCCCAUGUGCCCGCCUCUUCUUCCACUUCCUCCUCUCCCUUAAAUACUGUGAGCCCCUUUACCUUGAAGUCAGGCCAUAACUUCCCCUCCAUACCAAAGGUUCCACAGCUGGCCUCAGGUCAAACCCUUAAUGGAAAGGGCCACCUCUCAUCCCAAGACAAGAAACAAGACAGUAGCAGAAGACUGUACAAGAGACCAGAGCGAGAGUUUAAUCCAGAUAUCCACUGUGGGGUUAUGGAUAUGACAGCAAGUAAGCCAUGCACGAGAUCCUUAACAUGCAAGACACAUUCCAUUAGUCAGAGGAGGGCGGUGCUCGGACGGCGGCAACUCUUUGACACGCUGCUUGCUGAGCACAAGAGCAAAGCACGCGACAAGGAGCUGCAGUUCAGGUUGGACCCCUCACACCCAGCACCCCCUCUCAGGGACCCUCACCCUCCCCCCUCCCGCCUCUCGCAAGACCUUCACCCAGUGUCCCAUGGCAAUGGCACUGCCGAUGCCACCAAGCCUUUGCCCCUCAGCAAACCCAAACCUCAUAAUUCUGGGCUUCCACGACUCAACAGCAGUAACUCUCACAGUGGAGGAAACCCAGCCAUGGCACACGACCAGGCCCACCCCUCUCACUCGGCCCCUGUCGGUCCCGAGACCAGCCGCCUCUCCAGUGACGAAGGGGAGAACGAGGAGAGAGAGGAGGCCAUGGAGAAACUGGACUGCCAUUAUUCAGGUUACCACCCACGACCAGCAGCUUACUGCUCUUUUGGAAGUCGGUUGUAUGGUAGAGGUUGUUACGCGUUCGACCGGCGCUGGGAUCAAGUACGUUGUACUCUCACCACCAUGUUGGACAAACAUGUCAACUCACAAAUGUGGAAGAAAAUCCCUCUGGCCUCAGAGAACUCUGCAACAACACUGACAGCCUCUCACCGGACAAGCACAAACUCCCAUUCUUCCUCAUCCUCCUCCAUUUCUGCAGGGUUUCUCAGCCUGUCCUCACCACCACCUUAUGACAGCAAGCCGGUCCUGUCGUAUGGCACCACCCUGAACGCCCGCUCUUCUCCGCAAGCCUCCGCCACCGAGCAGCCUGCCUACAGUGGCGCUUCUAGACACGUGUCAGCCUCAUCACCCCAGAUGCCUUCAGCCCACUCGUCCUCGCUACCCUCGUUGGGCUCCAACCGACCCCUCAAAUCCCGAUCUGGUACAAAGUCCUUUAAGGCUCGGGAGCCAUCCUCCAGCCUAAGUAACUCUAUGGUCAAGGGCAGUACUAACAGCAGUGUUAGCGUCAGCGGUAGUGCAAGCAGUAGCCUCAGUUCGGGAAAGAAGCGGAAAAACAGUUCCCUGUUUACCACCCACAGCACUUACACCUCUGAAUCCUCCUCCUCCUUAUCUUUUAAAAAGAACUGUGCGAUAAACUCCUCAAGUCUUGGCAGUGCCUACCACACCUCGCUCACCUCCACCCCUUCUUCAUCUUCAUCGUCAACAACGCUGUCGUCAUCCCACAGUGGGGUGUACAGUGUGGGGGUAAACUGCACCCCAGGCAGGGCCAACUCUUUGAGCUUGAAGCAGGAGUCGACAGGACGUGGCCCUCCUUCAGGCAGCCCAGCCGAGUCCAUUAAACGCAUGAGCGUGGUGAUGAACAGCAGCGACUCCACCCUCUCCCUCGGGCCAUUUGUUCACCAGAGCAGCGAUCACCACGCGGAUGCACGUCUGGAAGCAAAAAGGAGGAAGGGCUCACCUGGCUCAAGUAGCCUCAACAGCACAGCGUCUGGAGCAGGAGGGGGAGGGGGACAAGGUCCUGGCAGGCUCAAAAUGUCCAAGUCUCCAUCAAUCAACAACAUCCAUAGCAAGCAAGCUCGCUCUACACCUGGACCACCAGGGCUCCCUAACAAUUCACUCAUACAUCAGCCAAAGGCUCGUCCCUGACACAGGUGUGGAGGCUCUGAGCGUGCUGAGCAGUAGGCUGGACCCAGAGCUCCCUCAGCCCCCUCAUGCCACUCUGCACGAGGCCUUCUUUUUCUCUUACUCUUCCCACAAUCCUCAGGGUGGAAUGCAUACUGGGUGGCCCAUUGAUGCCCUUCGUGGGGAUUUCCUCCCAAAGCCAUGCAGGGGCACUCUCCGGGGAUAGGAUAAUAAGCCAGAGAGAUCUAGUUCUACUGUCGGAGGUUAUGAUGAAUCUAUACAAUGCACCACUGGGUACAAAGCCUGCUACAUAGAGCGUGAGCUGCCCAGCCUGAGCACUUGUGCUGGGGCCGGAGGGUACAGAUUUUGGCUGGUGCGUAGCCUCACCAACACUACCAAGCAUAGGAGGGAUGUGAGACACGAACAAGAUAAGUUGCUUUACCGGUGUUCUCCGGUAUGUUAGUUUGAGCGUGUGGACAUAUGGGAAUACUGGAAACUGAAAUCCCACUCAGCCUUGGAGGAAGUGUACAGGAGAGAAACAUCCCUAAAGUCUACACACAAUCAACUUAAGUUAAUCAUACACAUGAUCUCUCACUGGAAGGCUGUAUUAGAUUAAACUACACUCACUGCAGGAGUGGAGUUUCAACAUGAGCAACCUAAACUUAAAGAUUAUGCAAACUAAACAUUUCUAGACCACAUUUUGUUUACAAGUUAGCAAACAGAACAAAAUAUUUAUCAUAUACCAUUUUCCAUAAUUUUUUGGGGGGGAUUCAAGUUUUCAUUUUAUUUUUUUAUUUUUUAUUAGGCAGUUUUAUUGCAAUUUCUUUUUUUGCUGAAAAAUCCAACCCCAAAUCAAGCUCGUUAGUGUAAGCACUUGUUCAUACAACAUGUUUAUUUUGAAUAAUUGUAGGUUUAUGUUAGUAGCCUAGCAUGUUUUUACUGAAUCUCUGAGCAACAGUCAUCUCUUGAAGCUCCAAAAAACUCAAGACAAUACUGUAAUCCUCUUAAAAACCAUAACUUGGACAAUACGGAUAUUUAGUUUUAGGUACAUUAAGGGCUCGAUUCAUUAAACCUUUCAGCACGUUCUCCGGCAGGUGACGUUUCACCUCUUUCAAUUACCCAUAAAGAAGCAUGUGCUGAAAUCUUAAUGUACUCAAAUCUGCAGUCUCGCUCUCAUAUGAUUGUAAGAGUGUUUCCUGGUGAAGAUGCCUUAGGCGUGGUAUCGUUAUGUGCCGUUUCAGUCUCAGAAAGGGGCUUGUGGCUAGCUGAUGUUGAGCCAUAGACCAACAUUACAGACACACUAUCAUCUCAGCAAUGGAGUAGACAUCUACACAACACUCAAUACUGUGAGACACAUAUACAGUAGUCUGGUCAGCACCAUCUCAACAAGUGAGACUUUACACCGCGACUGAACGUUUCUGCAUGGAUCCGACACGAGCUUUUGUUCUUUGUGACCCUAAAGAGGUUGGUAGCUGGACAUUCUGAUUUAAAUCUCAUUUUUAAUGUGGGUCUGUCAACUUAAAGGCAAUAGAUCCUUUUUUGACUCGUUGAUCUUCAUAAGAGACGUUGAGCUGGAUUUUCUUGUGUAAGUUGGGGCUUCUCUUUAAAACUCCUGUAAAUUCCUGAACUCCACUGAUGUCAGUCAGCAAUGGUCGCUGAGAAGAAGAGCAUGGUUUUUUAUUUUGUGUGUGCGCGCGCGUGUGUGUGUAUUUUUUUCCUUCCGCUUUUUCGUACACAAAACCGAAUACAAAUAUUGAAUUAUCCCUAUUUCAGAAUACAUAUUUUGUUAAAGAAUUGUACAUAUGGAGAUGUAUUUUUGCACAGGCAUUUUCGUAAAACGAUUUUUGGUACAAUUGAGAUCAUUAUUAUUUAUUUAGUAAAUGGAAACAUUCUAAGAUUAUUAGAAGUGGUUCACUGCCAAGCCGAUAAUGCAAUAUGCCACUCUAUCAGAACACAGCUUCUAGUUUAUCACACACCGAGUUCACCUGGACAGAUUGUUGCCACAGUAGUGGGGAAUCAUUGUAUUAUUUUUUCGGUGUCAGUAGUGCUUCUUUUCCCCUUAGGUUCCUCCCCGUCUCAAACCAAGAGGUCAGAGAAUGUGAUCAAAAUGGCCUGUUUAACUGUGCAAAAGAUUUCUGGCUGGCUGAUGUAUUUUGUAGGACUUUUCUAACUGGGAGAGGGAACAAAACAGUUGUACAGUGCAAAAUGUGCACCACUGUUGCCAAACGUUGUAAUUGGAUACACUGCUUUUUAAUUACUUGUUCGUUUGCUUUUAACGAGAAAAAAAAAGUGCCUGAAUUAGUUUCUCAUCAACUGUUGUUAUGGCAGAUUUCAUGCAUUUUUUUUUCACAGUACUUGAAUGUUAUAAAGGUUUAGAAACUUUUUAAACCUGCCUAGCAAUCUCACACAUCGCCCUUUUCCCCUUCAAGUAGAGCGGUAACUCUGAUUGAUGAAAUGCAUGGCAGAGUAACCCUUACUUGACAAUGACAUGAGAAAAGCUUCCCGUCUAUCCCUUGUAUUCUUUUAUGACUACUUUUGAUAUUAGAAAAUUUCAAAGCGAGAGGGAUAGAUAUUUUGGUGGCUAAGUCUGUGAUUUCAACCAAUGAUUUAGGCAGAUAAAUGUACUGUUUACCUUGAAAUUGUAACUCCACUGUUUUCAGAUAAUGAAAGCUUUGUGAAGAGGUUUGAUUUAACACCACAGAUUCGGAAUGUGAACCGAAGAUAAAAACAGUUUGCUUUUUGGGGAAGAAGCCUCUUACAUAUAAACUUAUGUACAAGUGUGUAUAUUUCGAUUUUUUUUUUUUUUUGGUCUUUUUUUUGUAUAUGUAUUCAAAAAUCAUUUGAUCAGCUGGACUUUUGUGCAUUGGCUGCUAUGUAAUUCAUGAACAAACACAGUAGGGUAGAUUUACUUAAUAUUUAAAGAAAAGAUUGUAUAGUAUAUUUGUUUUGUAACAAGUUUCUGUAAAUAUGAAAAAAAAAUAAUUUAUACAGUUAUUUAUA
This is a messenger RNA of Carassius gibelio (silver crucian carp), 6608 nucleotides long. RefSeq names its product ataxin-7. The transcript is spliced from 13 exons. The record is from RefSeq and is a predicted model, not a curated record. The coding region runs from base 1137 to 3632 and encodes 831 amino acids. Lineage: Eukaryota; Metazoa; Chordata; Actinopteri; Cypriniformes; Cyprinidae.